CAUCACGCUGGAGCAGCGCAAGCAGCAGCACCAGCAACAACCUGCUCAGGCACCCCAACCGAGCUCGACCAUCGCACCGACCACGACCGUAGCGAGCAAGAUUAUUGACAAGCCGCAGCAGCAGCCAGCGAACAUGAACAACAACCAGCCACAGCCUCAGCAGCAACACGUUGUCCCGAGUCUGGCGGUGCAGUACGUGCCGAACAAGGGCCUCAAAUACUACGCCGUCGUGCCGCGGCACACGGAAGUGACGUACCCAGGUGACCAGCCCAAGCCCAGCCUGUUGGCAACCAACGAUCUGUACGCCGAUCAGCAGCAGCAGCAGCCGCGCAGCAAGUACGAUAAGUACGAUAAGCUCAAUGGAAAGUACAACCCGAAGCUGAAGAAGUACAAGGCCUACGAGAAGGUUAAGUACAUGCCGUACAUUGUGUACUACGACCCGACGAAGCAGCAGUUCUUCUACACGAGCGCGAGCAUGGUGAUGGCAAACAAUAAUGCGUGAUCUGGCGCGUAAGAUCGGUCAACCCCACUGUGAACACUGUGUUUCUUUCAAAGUGUGCCCGACGGGCAGCAUUUACUACUAAAAUUCACCAUUAGCGAGGUUCGGUUAGGUUCGUCAAAAGAUACACGGAAGUAAGCGACACGCCAUGUCACGCAAGCGAUGACCCAACGCAAGAGAGAGAGAGAGUGAAGACGAACCGGAGAUCCUACAGUUCCCAGCCCGGCACCCGCCACCGCAGCAGCAGGCCAUCAUCGGGCGGCCGUCCUUCGAGAAGAGUUGUUUCUUUUGUUGUUGCAAAUCGAUUAAAACACCCGUUUAUGAAACGUCCGGAACGUGCGAAAAGAGACAGAAAAUGUGUAAAUAAAUGAAAAAUGUUAGUGAUAGAC
Messenger RNA from Anopheles cruzii, 888 nucleotides. RefSeq lists its product as uncharacterized. The transcript has 2 exons. Bases 134 to 502 code for a protein of 122 amino acids. NCBI's taxonomy places the organism in Eukaryota, Metazoa, Arthropoda, Insecta, Diptera, Culicidae. The record is from RefSeq and is a predicted model, not a curated record.